Scleropages formosus (Asian bonytongue) is the source of this 7691-nucleotide messenger RNA. Its product is annotated as sickle tail protein. NCBI's taxonomy places the organism in Eukaryota, Metazoa, Chordata, Actinopteri, Osteoglossiformes, Osteoglossidae. Gene Ontology annotation, cellular component: cytoplasm. The record is from RefSeq and is a predicted model, not a curated record. The transcript is spliced from 21 exons. The coding region runs from base 401 to 5947 and encodes 1848 amino acids.
GCUCAGGAAAGCAGCCUGUGCUGGCGAGUGAGGAGGUAGAGAGAGUGAGAGAAGAAAAGAUAGAUAGAGAGAGAGCGAGAGGGAGAGAGAGCGAGAGCGAGAAAAGGGGAAAGAGUAGGUGUGCGAAGAGUAAAAGAAGGAAUAAUAGUGUCUGGACUGAAGGGAGGGAGAGGCGUUUGGAAGAAGCCGACUCCUCUGGGAAAUACCCUCUAACUGUGAGUGACGCCAUUCACACCGUGGGGGGUCUCACAGAGAAACGGAGUGACUGGCCUGCAGUCGCAGAGGGUCUGUACAGCCCUGGCACUCUCCCUCAGCCAGCAGCGUGUUGUAGCCGCUUCUCCCGCUCCCCCGCAGGACCCCCCCAGGGAAGAGCAGCCAAGAGGCCCAGGAAGCUGUGAGCAUGAGUACGGAAUCGUCCUCCAAGAAGGGGUUCAGACCUUCUCGCCUCCUGAAGCUGUCCUCGAGUAGGACAGCAUCCAAACAGUCCUCGGCCGGGCGACAGAGGACGCUGAGCCCGGGGAAACAAACCCUCAGGGAAGACCAGCUACCCAGGAGUAAGAUUGCGCCCCCCACAGAAGGUAAAAGCAGCCUGAGGGCGACCCAGCUGGAGGAUGCUGACCCCUCCAGACGAAAGCCGAGCCUGGCAAACGGAAACAGUCGCUUGGAGUCCAAGAACCACCGUGGCAUCACCAGAAGACACACGCUAGGAGGACCUCACUGCCCUGCAGACUCCCCAGUGGACGCCCCAACAGAAGCCCCUACCAAAGAACCUGCUGACAUGAACAGGAAGCGAGAGGCCUUCCUGGAGCACCUGAAGCAGAAGUACCCUCACCACGCCUCCACCAUCAUGGGCCACCAGGAGCGGCUCCACGAGCAGAGCAGGAACUGCCAGCCUCCAGCUGGAGACCAGGUGGACCACAUCUCCGCAGCCUCGCUGGAUUCACUGGAUGCCAUGUCGGAAGGGGAGGUCCCCCCAGGUCUGCCGGCCUUCACUCGGGGCAGCCGUACCCGAGCCAGUCUGCCAGUAGUGCGCUCCACCAACCAGACCAGGGACCGCUCUCUAGGUGUGCUGUACCUUCAGUAUGGGGACGAGACCAAACAAAUCCACAUGCCCAACGAGAUCACCAGCUUGGACACGAUCCUGGCUCUGUUCGUUAGUGCCUUCCCACAGCACCUCUCCAUGAAGAUGCUGGAGUUGCCCACAGUCGCUGUGUACAUCAGGGAUGAUGCCAGGAACAUGUACUACGAGCUCAUGGACAUCAGGGCAAUUGCAGACCAGACCUGUCUAAAGGUGUACCACCGGGACCCCACCCAAGCCUUCAGCCGCAAAACCCACUCCAGCAACGGGGAUCUCAGGGUACAGCAGACAGGACGGGAGGGGCAACCCCUGAUCUCACCCCCAGUGGCACGUGCGCUCUCCCCCCCCAACUCUUCCUCCCGCAUCCCCUUUGGACCCCGCGGGUCUUGUGGCAGUACCAGUACCAGUACCAUCCAAAGGGACCGGCUCCCCUCAUGCACCCCAGUCUCACCUGGCGCCAGCGCCAUCUUGGAGCGGCGGGAUGUGAAGCCUGAUGAGGACUCCCCGGCUAUGCUGAGCCCCCUCGCUGAUGUGGUCGACCACCGGCUCCCCAGCAGCAACCUAUGCUCUGCUCCACCCCCUGCGGCAGACCCUGCCGAGCACCCCAGCCUGUAUAGGCAGAAGUCUAGGAGGCAUGGGGACAGUCAGCUGCCCACCUUGGGCACCAGGACGCCGCCAUCAUCCCCCCACAAGACCCACCAGUCGGGGGCUCUAGAGAGGGUGACCACAGGAGCAAAGAUCCAGAGUGGUGUAACCUCUGAGUUCUCGGACCCUCAGACCAGGGAGCGGAUGAAAGCCAUGGAGAAGCAGAUAGCCAGCCUGACAGGCCUUGUACAGCACGCGCUGUUCAUGGGACCCAACGCUAAGACUGCCAAGGCAACCAACAGCGAGAAGUCGCCGCCAGUGGCCUCUCCUACGCCCAGCGUGGACAGCGCAGGAGGCUCACCUGACCCCGUAACUGGCCCCGCCUCCCUCCGCUGCAGCCUGCUCAGCUUCAGCAGGAGCGUCUCAGACCUGCGGCGGCAGCUUCAGGACUUGAGGCAGCUUCAGCUGCAGAAUCAGGAGUCCCUGAAGCAGAUGCUGCAGCGCAUGGACCAGGAGAUCGGCCACAAGGCGGCGCAGACAGCCUGGCGCUCGGACGACCCCGUCCAGAGGCAGAGGACACUGGUGGAGGAAGAGAGACACGAGUACCUGGGUGUGGAGGAGGGGAUUCUGCUGCAGCUGGGCGAGCUGGAGCGCUCAGUGGAGGACCUGAAGGAGAGCUGCGAGAAUGGCGCCGUGCCGCGGCCCGUAACGCUCCAGGAGGUGGAGGACUGUGCGGUGCAUCUGAGGAGCAUUGGGGAGGCCCUGGCCACAUUGAGAACCGGCUUCCCGGCGCUGCAGGCCAAGAUGCGAGCGGUGCUGCGGGUCGAGGUGGAAGCCGUGCGCUUCCUCAAGGAGGAGCCGCACAAGCUGGAGAGCAUGAUGAAGAGGGUGAAGAUCCUGACAGAGAGGCUCGGCACCCUGAAGACGUAUACUACAGAAAACGCACUUCAAUAUUCAAAGCUCAGUGGAGACAAAGUGGCCCCAAUGGAUCGCGUGACCACGGCUAUUGCUUCGGAGCCGAUCAUAUCCAAGGAGACUCCCCCUGUCACGGCCUGCGCUUCCCCUCCUCCACCUCUGGUCCUUCCGGAAGCCCCCGCUUCCCCCCCCGAACCCUGCAGCUCCCCCUUUCGUUCCGAGGUCGUUUCCACGAGUCCCGUGGUGGUCCACCGCACCUGCAGCUCUCCGGUCCACGUCCAGAGGUCCCAGCACUCUGCCGACCUCUCUUGCCACAGCCAGGACCCCCCGCGGAGCACAAAGAGCAGCCCCUCCCUGCGAAAGCACAGUGCCGCGGACAGCAACGGCUCGAUCGCGCAGGGACAGUUUGUCAGGAGCAGGAGCAAGGCUGAGCAAAGAGCAGCAUCCAUAGCAGCAGCCCAGUUGGAGUGGGAGGAGCAGCAGCAGAACCUGAGCCGCUAUACCAGGACCGAGUUUGACAAACUGCUACAGGAGGCACAAGACAGCUUGAUGAUGUCCGUUCCAAGCCUAGAGGUCACAGACCAGAAGGCAGAGGCACAAGCCACACCCCCUGUGGAGGCAGCUAACACACCCCCAUCUGUGGCCCCGCCCCCAGAGGAAACUCCACCUCUCAAACCUGCCACCGAAGACCAUGCUAAGUCGAUUACUGAUACACCAACAGAGGGUUUGACAGAGACACCCACACAACCCAGUCUGGAAAAUGGGUGCCAAGAACAGGGUAAUAAAUCACCACCCCCUCCUCCACCACGGCGAACUCAUCCCCCAGGAUCAGGUCUGACCACAGGGAGGUCAGGGGAGGUCAUCUACAAAACGAGGAAGGACCUCGUCGCACCUCAGGAGGAAGGAGAGGCUGUUCUUGUGCUGCAAUCCAAAUGCAGCAAGACUCCCCCAAAACCGGUGACUCCACCACCCAUUGCAGCAUCUGCUAUCCCGGAGGACGAAGACGAGGAUGACGAGGGUGACAGGAUCAUGGCCGAGCUGCAGGUGUUCCAGAAGUGCACGAUUCAAGAUGUAGAGCCCAGGUUUUUGGUUGAAUCCCCACUGGGGGAGCUGUGGCCUGGGGAGGACGAGAACAAAGGUCUCCAGGUCAAAGGGAAACACCUGGAAAUGAAAGACAAUGGAAGCAACACCAUUGCAAGCCCAAGGGUCCUAUAUUAUGACACAGAUAAAGUUUCCAAGGAGCAACUGUCACCAGGAAAAGACGACCCAAUGAAACGCAAAGAAGGAGCAGCAGCCACCUCUGUGCAGGUUCACAGUGUGAAUGUUUGUGGAAGUGCUCCAGGAAUCCAACAGAGACCCACAGGCAACAGUCCAGCUGCAUCAGGAUGUCCGUGGGUAGUAGGGCAGUCUCGUCUCCCCAGGGCUCAGCGUACAUAUAGGAAAACGCAUGCAGAUUCUCUGCCUGAAAACACCAGGAUCCAGGAAGACCUGAAAACAGGCAGCCCCACCUCAACGGUCCAGUCAGAAGAUGAUACACCUGUCGAAAAAAGAGGCAGAGAGCAGGAACGGUCAACUCUCACUCCCAUCCAGAAUCCUUGGAGUGGGGGAGUGAUGACCCAAGAGGGGACCAAAAGUCCAACUCUGAGGAGUCAAGAGUCCACUGGAAACCUGGACUUACUUCCAGAAGCCUUGAGUAAAGACAACUGUCAGGUGGCAGUUCUGAGGUCAUCCAGAGCUCGGGUGAAGUUUGCCCAGGAGGCUGUCGUGAGCCCUGCCCUCCCCUGUGAGGAAGCAACAUCCACUUCUGACAACAUCGCCUUUAAAAUAACUGACACAGAGGUCCAGGCCCUGUCCUUUGGUGAGUAUGAGGAAAUCAUGAGUACUGAAGGAGGAAACAUACAGACUGUCAAAGUGAGCGAAGCCCAAGAUAUGACCACUCAGGAGAAGAGUGGGCUUGGCAAGAAACCAGUCAUCAUCAUCUUGGACGAGCCAAUGGAUAUCCGGUCUGCCUACAAGCGGCUCUCUACCAUAUUUGAAGGGGAGGAGGAGCAACCGGACCAAAGGCUGGUGGACAAAAGGAUAGAGGAAGUGCCAGAGGAGAAUGACUCGGAGAGAGAUGGAAUCCAGGUAAUUUGCCCAAAAGAUGGAGGUAAGGCAAUUCUUGGAGGAAACACCCAGAAUUACUGCAGCCUCUCCAGCACUGUUACACAUCAUCACAAUGUAACACAGGAAGCUUCAUCUGCCCUUACUGAAAGGGUAGAUCAUGGGAAGCAGGACCCUAAGAAGAAGUUCAGGCUUAAGUUUCCCAAGAAGAAACUGACAGCACUAAGUCAAGCUAUCCGAACAGGCACGAAGACAGGCAAAAAGACACUCCAGGUUGUAGUUUAUGAAGAUGAGGAAGAGCCGGACGGGACUAUGAAAAUGGCUAAAGAAGCGAAGCGAUUUGAAAUUGGCUACCACAGGUCUUCCAGCGACUCCACCACUACAAAAUUCACCGAAUGUCAGGCAAACUUGUCCGGUUCCCAGCACGGGUCAGAUGAGUUCUGCAAAAGCGCAAGCCUUGAGCAGACCAACAAACAGCUGGAGGCGUCAGGAAGCAUAAUGUGUCCUUUGCCAACAAAAGAGGUGGUUGCAGAAGAACCCAAAACCACACUGGUUACAUUAAUGGAGCCCAUAGUCAAAGACAUGGUAGAUGAGGCGCCCGUUUCUCCGAAUGAAGCCACCUCUCCAACUUGGAAAGCUAUCAGGACUCCACAGCCGAAGUUUCGCAAACCAAAACUUCCUCCUCGACCAACUGUCAUCCCCCACUCUCCCACCAAGAGCCAUCAGAACACAAGUCUCACUUCUGCUGCAAGCCUGUCUCCGUCGACCGUACCAAGAGCACAGCCGGCCCCUGCAGACAAAGCAGUGAAACAGCAGAAGUUUCUGGACCCCCAGAGGCAGUUCCAGCAGGCUAACGGAAGCGCUGGGAAAGCUGUCGGGGAUGCUAAAGCGCCUUCCCCUGCUUUUCCUGCUUUUAAGAUCCCUGCCUUUGACCCUAGCAGUGGAAAGAGCAGCUCUCCAUCUGCUGCUAACCCAGAUGCCACUAACCUGAACUCCUUUAUCAACAACCCCGCUCAAACUCACCAUUCCACCCUUUGUCUUACACAACCCUUCCCUGCUGGCUCUCCCAGGCUCCCUAGCAGCACCACUCGUAGCUUCAAGUACCAACCCAUCGGCUCAGCCCAGAGCCAAAAUGGCCAACUGCAGCCAUCCUCCUCCCCUGUUUCUUCUCCAACCAUGAGUCAAGGUGUCAAGACAAUAAGUGCGCAGACGACCAGCUUCACCUGCUACAAGCUGCAGGGCAGGAACGGCAGCAAAGCCAUCUAGUGUCCCCUGUGUCCAACAAAGAUGCUUGACGCUGGACUGGGUGGAUGUGCGAAAGGGGCUGUCGGUGUGUGUGACAUCACAACACACGGAGUCUGCUGUUCAUAAAAAGAAAGGACAUUUGAUGUCCUUUUGCAACCUUUGAUUAAAACAUGUUCGCUGGUCAUACAGCUUCAACACAAAAAAGACAAAAACAUGAGCAAGUUCUGCAGCUCACCAGCAUCCUUCUGUGUGAUGAUCAUCCUUUUACACAGUGCAGUUACAUAUUUCACACCGUGAGUGAACAGAGCAACAAUCUGAGAGAACCAGUUGUGAAAAUGCGGUAUUUUUAAUCAAAGGACCAAGGAGACCUGUAGUUUAUAGCUCCAGCUGAGAGCAAAGACUAACCCAUAGUAAUCCUAACUUUAUUUUUUUUUCAAUGGUUUUUGUAUGUUAAAAAACACAGAGUCAGCUACGGUGUGUGUGAUGUGCACGAUCAACACAAGAUCAUCCGUGUUAACGUGCAGGUGCUGUCAGACUGCUUUGCGCCGGUUUGGCUGCAGCUCUGCUCUGCAUUCGGUUGCACGGCACUUGCACGCAAAGCCAAGUUUGCUGUUAGGUCCAUCUUGCCGUGCUCAUCAGUAUAUUCAAUAGCGAAUGCAGUUAAAGAUGAAUAAUCUGCAGGAUCAGGUCAGUCUGCAAAAUAAUUUGAUAAAAUAUACUAAAUAUCAGUGGGUGUUUUCCAUACUUCCUAAGUCUUCAUAAGAGGUACCUUCCACUAGCGGAAAAUAUGUUUUGUGUGAAGGUGAUUUUAUUUCUGGGGUUCAAGGCAUUGCAGUAAACGUGUAUGAGUCUUACAUUAGUGAUACAUAAAUCUUGGCCCAUUGACAUUCCUUCUAUAAGUUUGCAAUAUUGCUGAUGUUUUUGACCAGAGUGAUGUGUGGGAUAGCUUUAUUCCAGGCAAAAAUGUGUUUAAAGUACUUAUGAAUAUAUUUUGUCUUAAAUACAUACUUGCGCAUAGUAGGUCAAGUAAAAUAUAUUAAAAGAGCUUUGUCACAAGAAAUCACAUUUAUAAAAACACUUUCGAGAAUCGUGUACCUUGUCAUAACAUUAGAUCAUCGACUUAAAUUCAAUAUUUUUCUCGUUUGCCCCAUAAAAGUGUUUGCUGUGUUCAUGCACAAAUUGUGACGGUGCAGUUUGACGACUACAGAUCACACGAAAUGGAUCCGUUUAAAAGGGUCACAGUGACAACAGGCAAAGGUAAAACACUGUAAAACCAAGAGUCUACAUUAACCACUGUGCUUAGUGCCGUUCGCUGCAGUUUCCCCAGUGCUUUUUUCUUUCUAGCUCUGUAUGCACUGCCGGUUUACCGUAUGAAACUGUUUAAACUGAUUUCUAAAUAAACCUAACAUUUAUUGCCAAGUUUGCAGAUUGCAUUUCACACGCUGAUGUAGAGUGUGGCUGUCUGUCAUUUUAAAGUUUCACUGAUUGAGUCAAUAUUUUUGUGUUAAAUUAAUGUAUGCUGCAUGAUUUUUCUUGAGCUGCGUUGUGUGUAAACACAGUACAAUUUACAAUUUGCCAAGAGGCCAGAAUCUUGCCUUAAUUUUGGAACAAACAUUUGACACCAGAGUGAAAGAGUCAGUAGAGAUGUGCAAACUGAUUGUGUAUAUAUUUGUCUGCUCUUUUGUAAAGCUUUAAACCACACUGUACGAAAGGCACCGUGGAAAGAAAUCUGUAAACCUUAAUAAAUGCUGCCUGCUUGCUGACA